Trichosporon asahii var. asahii CBS 2479 is the source of this 723-nucleotide messenger RNA. RefSeq lists its product as uncharacterized. NCBI's taxonomy places the organism in Eukaryota, Fungi, Basidiomycota, Tremellomycetes, Trichosporonales, Trichosporonaceae. The record is from RefSeq and is a predicted model, not a curated record. Bases 1 to 723 code for a protein of 240 amino acids. The transcript has a single exon.
AUGCCCACUUCAAGGGAGACUUCAUCCUCCGACAGCUCUACGGUUUCCGACGACCCAAGCACUCACAAUGCGCAGGAGAUGCUCUCAGACCUAAUGCAGCUACCUUUCGCUGAUUUCCACCAUUCCGACUCAUCUUCCGAUUCCGAGUAUGACCCCGCCACCGACCUGUUCUCAGUGUUUUCACGACACACGUUGCUGGUGGAAGUGACGAGACCGAGACCAAUCGACAACCCUGAACCAAUGAGGGAGAAGAUGGAGGCAGUGGUUCGAAACCUUGACGGGGUAGAAGGCUGGACGGCAUUGAUCCCCUCAAGGCUAGUUGGCAGCUACUGGGAGGAGUCGGUGGGGCUUCCCGUCCCGGGGAAGAAGCUGCUGGAGAACCGCGCUGUGGCUCGGGGCAAAUCAGGCGAUAAAGACGUCUGUCGUGAGAAUGACGAUGCCGAACUCCCUGCCUCAAUCUCCACCCCCGAGUCCGAGACCACCUCCAACAGUCGUGCAAAGGGCCGCAUUAGUCAUUUGGACCCGGUUGACGAGUCGCAGCCCGGUGUGACCUUCACCUUCGAGAUCAAAGGCCUGUCGAUCGUCAUAGGCAUCAUGCUCGGAAGGCUACUUGCCCGAUGGGGGGAGAAUCAGAUGGGCGACUGCAUCCUUUCUUGGUACUCCAAUGCUUGUGUGGUAUACGAGAGCGAUGGGGAGUGCGAAGGCAGGGUGUCCGAGCCUUGA